AGAGGAGGCGGGUCUGUGCUCUCUCUGGCUUUAGGGUAGGAAUGCACCGGAGGUCUCCCAGCAGCUCCUGUACUUCCUAAAGAUGGAUACCUGGACGUGUGUGCAUAUGAUAGGGUUACUUCAGCUGUCCGGGAGUUUCGCGUACGAUGGCUCUGGACACUGGCCAUACACCGAUGAUGAAGAUGUGCGAUACACAGGUGUGCCGUGGUGUGCUCCGGUGAAAGUCAAACACGGCCACAUCAGCUGCCAGACACCGCGUGGGGAGCGUUACAAGAACGUCCUGGGAGCUCGGUGCAAGAUCCGGUGUAAGACAGGCUAUGAGAUGCACGGAAGCAGCGAGAUCCUCUGCAUGGCCAGCAAGCAGUGGUCGGGAAACUACGCCUGCAGAGAGGUCCGCUGUCCUAAACUGGCCAUGCCGUCUAAUGGAGGUUUCAAGUGUUCAGACGGGUCCUACUUUAAUUCACGCUGUCAAUUCUUCUGCUCGCCGGGCUACACGAUGCAUGGAGUCCGCAGUGCCACCUGCCAGAGCAGCAGAACGUGGAGCGGUGGCAACAGCGCGUGUCUGGAUGUGGAUCCUCCUGUUAUUAAGUGUCCUAAUGUAAAGGAGAAGACAGCUGAACCUGGGAAACUGACAGCUAAAUUCACAUGGGAUACACCGGAGGGUAAAGACACUGCAGACGGCAUCUUAACAGAUGUUAUAUUGAAAGGAAAGCCAUCAGGCACUCACUUUCCGGAAGGGAAUCAUAAAUUAUCAUACACUGUUCUUGAUCGGGCUGGGAACAAAGCUUCCUGCAGGUUCAACGUUCGAGUGAAAGUGCGUCGCUGUACUCCUCUUUCUGUCCCUGACAACGGCUGGGUGAAAUGUGACAGCGCGGGUGACAAUUACGGGGCCACAUGUGAAUUCCGCUGUCUGGGUGGGUACGAGCUGAAGGGAAGCGCUGCCAGGGUCUGCCAGUUUAACAUGGAGUGGUCCGGCUUGGAGACUUCAUGUGUUGCCAUGAAUGUUAACGUCGGUGUGCGGUCGGCUGCUGCGCUACUGGACCAGUUCUAUGAGAAACGACGACUUUUGAUCAUCUCCGCACCCUCGGCUGCCAAUCAUUACUACAGAUUCCAAAUGACCAAUUUACAGCAUGCACAGUGCGGUCUGGACCUGAGACAUGUGACAGUGAUUGAGCUGGUGGGGGUGUAUCCAGCUCAGCUUGGCCGUAUCAGACACAGACUCAUUCCUCCAGGACUGGCUCUACAACUCAGGUUGCUACUGCAGCUCUCUCAGAACUCUUUUUCCAUGGUACUGCUGGAUAAACAGGGUGUGGAUAAGCAGCGCUACACCUUCCCAAUCACAGCAGCUGAGAUCUUUACCACCAUUGACACCUUUCCAAUGCGCACAGAGGAGGCCUUGCUACAGAAAGAGGCUGGACAGAGCUGCUAGAAACACACAUGGUUCCUCAUUCUUUUCUACUGGGUAUAAAUCUAACCAGACUACAAGAGUCUGGAUAGAGCUGCUACACAUCCAUUGAAAACACACAAAUACACGUCUCGGAAAAUCGAAUGCAUGAGUGAGUCUCUGUUGUUUGUCUUUUUUACGAAACUCUUACUUUAUUUUAUGUGUUUUAUGUGUCUCUAUUUGUCAAAAUGGACAGUCUACCUUUCUCAUGAAAUGCUACCAAAGCUAUGUUAAAGUAAUAAAGGCCUUUUUAUUGACUGAC
Triplophysa rosa is the source of this 1706-nucleotide messenger RNA. RefSeq names its product sushi-repeat containing protein X-linked (gene srpx). Bases 83 to 1429 code for a protein of 448 amino acids. The record is from RefSeq and is a predicted model, not a curated record. Lineage: Eukaryota; Metazoa; Chordata; Actinopteri; Cypriniformes; Nemacheilidae. The transcript is spliced from 10 exons.